Molecule: messenger RNA, 1818 nt
Organism: Culicoides brevitarsis
Lineage: Eukaryota; Metazoa; Arthropoda; Insecta; Diptera; Ceratopogonidae
Product: glucose dehydrogenase [FAD, quinone]-like
Exons: 3
Coding region: 1-1818 (605 amino acids)
Molecular function (GO): flavin adenine dinucleotide binding; oxidoreductase activity, acting on CH-OH group of donors
Source: RefSeq, a predicted model, not a curated record
AUGAAGUUUUGUGGCAUUUUGCUAUUCUGGCUGUUGGCAGGGCUUAUCAAUGCACAAACUCCGACAAAUUACCUUCAUCCAAGCGGAGCAUCAUGGGACUUUGUCGUCAUUGGCGCAGGAUCUUCUGGAAGCAUUGUCGCUUCUCGUCUUUCUGAAGUAUCAUCCCAAAAAGUACUUUUAAUCGAAGCUGGCGGCAACACAAUCCAAUUAUUUUCGAAAAUUCCCUUAGCUUCUGUGAUGCAACAACGCGAUCCAGUCUUCGAUUGGGGAUACACGAACGAAGUUGAGCCCAAUACAUGUCUCGCGAUGGAAGACCAAAAAUGUGCUUAUCCCCGCGGCAAAGGUCUCGGCGGUUCGUCACAAAUUAACGCGAUGAUGUAUGCGCGUGGCAUUAAGGCUGAUUUCGAUAAAUACGUAGCUGAUGGCUUGACAGAUUGGACUUAUACCUCAAUUAUGGAUAAUUUCAAGAAACACGAGCAAUAUAGCUCUGCAGGAGGCAGCGGAGUCAUAACUGGCUCAGCUCAUGGCUCAUCGGGUCCGGUUAUGAAUGAAUUUGCACGUUUUCGCACGGAACUUGGAAAUGCUUUUGUUGCUGGAGGAGUUUCGCUGGGCAUGACACAUCUCGAUUACAACUCUGUAAAUGUCGAUUUGGGAAAUGCCAUAUCGUAUUUGCAGUCAAACACUAACAAAGGAGCUCGGGAAAAUGUCGGAAUUAAUUACAUUACCAAUAGAGCAGCUUCUCGUUCGAAUUUUAAUGCAACUUACAACUCGCAUGUCACGAAAAUUGUCAUAAAUCCAUCGACGAAAGUAGCUACGGAGGUUCUUUUCCAAAAAGGAAGCGUUUUGUAUCGUGCUCCUAUCGUAAAAGAAGUCAUUUUGUGUGCCGGAGUUCUAAAUUCUCCGAAAAUUUUGAUGUUAAGCGGAGUUGGACCUGCUGCGACACUUGCUACACAUUCAAUUCCUCUCAUUGCGGACUUACCUGUGGGUCAAUACAUGACAGAUCACGUUACAAUCACUGCUCCGAUCUACACAACGAACACAACUGGCAAAGAUGUCAACUUUGACGUAAUUUUUGGCGCGACUUUCACAUGGCUCUUUACCGGAGGCACACAAAUGUGCAUGCCUAAUGGCAUCGAAAGUGUUGCUUUUGGUCGAGUUCCGGGCUCUACGCAACCUGCUGGCGUCCCGGAUUACGAAAUGAUGUUUACAGCAGCUUCUUAUGUCACAGACGACGGAAAAUAUCAACGGAAAAAUCAUCGCAUCACAGAUGCUUACUAUUCGCAAAUCUUUGGCAAUUUGGCGGCAAUGAAUAAUGACACGAUGUCUGUCGCUUGUAUGGUUCUUCAUCCCCAAUCUGUCGGAUAUAUGACAAUUCGUGACAACAAUCCCUUCAGUAAUCCCAAACUUCAUCCAAAUAUGCUUUCCAACCCAGCUGAUGCCGAUGUUCUUUUGGGUUGCAUUAAGCAUGCUAAAGCCAUUUUCAACUCGGAUCCCAUGAAAAAAUACGCUCCGCAACUUUAUCAUCUCAACAUUCCCGAAUGCAAUGCUUAUGGUCCUGACUCCGAUGCGUAUUGGAAAUGUACAUUCAAGUAUUUGGCAACGUCAAUGUAUCACAUGGUUGGCACAUGUCGCUUGGGUCCAGCAACGGGAGAUCCAACAACAGUCGUUACGCAAGAUUUCAAGGUCAAGGGAUUCCCGAAUUUGCGCGUUGCUGAUGGAUCUAUUCUCAGAUAUGCGAUUUCGGGACAAACUGCUGCUGCAUCGAUGAUGGUUGCGGAGAAAGCUGCCACGAAGAUUAGAGCUGAUCAUGGACUUUAA